Hibiscus syriacus is the source of this 1010-nucleotide messenger RNA. RefSeq lists its product as uncharacterized. The transcript has 8 exons. Lineage: Eukaryota; Viridiplantae; Streptophyta; Magnoliopsida; Malvales; Malvaceae. Gene Ontology annotation, cellular component: mitochondrion. The record is from RefSeq and is a predicted model, not a curated record. Bases 16 to 861 code for a protein of 281 amino acids.
UAAAACAUAUAAAGUAUGAGAAUUAUCAUGCAAUUAGGUCAAUUUUGUUUUGAAUUGAAUUCUGAACCCUGCUAUAUCACGAACGGAGCCUCCCACUGUUCCUUUUCUUUCUUCUUUGUUUGUUUAGCCUCACGCCGCUGCCCUCUCCUUCCAUCGCCGCCGCCGCCCGUUGCAAAAGGUAAGAGAACAGAAAGAUUAGCUGGAACUGUAAACUGUGGCACAGCCAGUGUCAUUGGAGUGUUUGCAGGCAUGUUACAUGGAGGUAGUAAGGAAGCUGCUGCUUCAGUUAGAACAGAAAGAUUAGGUGGAACUGUAAACUGGGGCACAGCCACUGUCAUUGGAGUGUUUGCAGGCAUGUUAUAUGGAGGUAGUAAGGAAGCUGCUGCUUCAGUUAGCAAAGAUGCAGAAGUAAUGUUGAAGCUUGGCAGCACUCCAGAUAAACGAGAGCAGUAUCGGUUGAUGCGGGAUGCGAUGGAAAAAAGGUUUAUCCGAGUCACUCGUGGCUCAAUUGUAGGUGGAGUUCGACUUGGAAUGUUCACUGCUGGAUUCUAUGGUUUACAAAAUUUGUUGGCUGAGAAACGGGGUGUCCAUGAUGUAUUCAAUGUUGUUGGUGCUGGUUCUGCAACUGCUGCAACCUUUGGUCUAAUUAUGCCUGGGUCUCUUCAAUGGCGUGCAAGGAACGUGGUGCUAGGUUCAGUCCUUGGAGCAGCUUUAUGUUUUCCUCUUGGUUGGAUCCACUUGAAGCUUGUAGAGAAAGCGAACGAAGAGAACACGGCUGCUAAAGAUUCGAGAGAAAUGGGAGAAGCAAAGAGUGGUCUUGGGGCUGCCAUUGAUCGUCUCGAAGAAAACCUGAAUAAAUAGACCCACCACAUUUUGCAUAGAUAGAGAGCACUACAGACAAAAGUGGCAUGGAACUAAAAUCUAAUGCUUUUGGCAAUGUAUUCCUUACAUCUUUUAGUGGCUCUUUCAUUGUUCUUAAGGGCCAAACCUAAAGUUAUGCAUGGGAUAAA